Messenger RNA from Myripristis murdjan (pinecone soldierfish), 4578 nucleotides. RefSeq names its product DNA topoisomerase III alpha (gene top3a). The transcript is spliced from 19 exons. Lineage: Eukaryota; Metazoa; Chordata; Actinopteri; Holocentriformes; Holocentridae. Gene Ontology annotation, cellular component: nucleus; RecQ family helicase-topoisomerase III complex; chromosome. The record is from RefSeq and is a predicted model, not a curated record. The coding region runs from base 369 to 3446 and encodes 1025 amino acids. Gene Ontology annotation, molecular function: DNA binding; DNA topoisomerase type I (single strand cut, ATP-independent) activity; zinc ion binding. Gene Ontology annotation, biological process: DNA recombination; DNA topological change; DNA repair.
AAAAUUAAAAAGUUUAAGUUUAGAUCUUUGUGAGUUCCGAUGCUUUACGACAGCACACAGCAUUACGACAGUGUCCGGGAGUCGGCGCGCAAUUUGUAAACAUUAGCCGCGGCUUCUCGCUAAGUUUUUAAUUUGCAUGUUUCGACCAGUUAACCCCGCUCUUUCUGUGUGUAACAUACAGAAGUGUAGUUAUUUAACGGCGGACUGGUCCUUAGCUCCUCUCUAGUUGACUGCCUCAGUUGUUGAGAGCGGAUAUUAUGUGAGCUUCACCCGGCGUUAGCUAACAGUCACAGUUCCUCCUAGACAACACUGACAUGCAGUCAAAGUGACACUGGAGGUCCGGGAGCUGCUUGUCCAGGCGGCUAGUUAUGCUAGUGCUCCUCUCCGGGAGAUCCCUUGUUCGAUCGGGACUACAGAGGCUGAAGCUCCGGUGGAGGUGUUACUGCAGCGGGCCGGGGAGCCAGCACACCCCGCAGGCAGACAUGAUCCGCAGGACGCAGAUCAAGCGAGUCCUCUGCGUGGCCGAGAAGAACGACGCGGCCAAAGGCAUCUCCGAGAUCAUGUCCGGCGGCAGAGCCAGAAGGAGAGAAGGGCUGUCCAAGUUUAAUAAAAUCUAUGAGUAUGAAUAUCAUCUCUUUGGCCAGAACGUGUCGGUGUCAAUGACAUCAGUGUCGGGGCAUUUAUUGGGCUUGGAGUUUAAAGCGCCGUUCCAGAAGUGGCAUAGUUGCAACCCUGUGCUGUUAUUUGAUGCCGAGGUGGAGAAGUAUUGUCCCGACAACAUGGUUCAAAUCAAGCGGACGCUAGAGAAGGAAGUGCGACAGUGCCAGGCCUUAAUCAUCUGGACUGAUUGUGACAGAGAAGGAGAAAACAUUGGCUUUGAAGUCAUAGAUGUCUGCAAAGCAGUGAAGCCCAAUUUACAAGUGUUUCGGGCGAAGUUCUCUGAGAUCACCCCCAACUCCAUCCAGAGAGCCUGCGGGACUCUAACGGAACCAGACGCCAACGUUAGCGAUGCUGUUGAUGUUCGACAGGAGCUGGACCUGCGGAUAGGUGCAUCCUUCACUCGAUUCCAGACACUUCGCCUUCAAAAGAUCUUCCCAGAGUCUCUGGCCAAUCAGCUGAUCUCAUAUGGAAGCUGUCAGUUUCCCACUCUGGGCUUUGUGGUGGAGCGAUUCAAAGCCAUCCAGGCCUUCAUACCGGAGAUUUUCUACAAGAUCAAAGUGCUUCACGAGGUUGAGGAGGACUCGGUAGAGUUCGGCUGGAAAAGAAACCGCCUCUACAACCACACAGCCUGCCUGGUGCUCUACCAGAUCUGCAUGGAGGAUCCCAUAGCAACAGUCACCUCAGUAACCAGUAAACCCAAGAGCAAAUGGAGACCACUACCUUUGGACACUGUGGAGCUGGAGAAACUGGCAUCACGAAAACUAAAAAUAAGUGCCAAAGAGACCAUGAAAAUUGCAGAAAAACUCUAUACCCAAGGGUUCAUCAGCUAUCCCCGCACAGAGACCAACAUGUUCCCCAGAGAUUUGGCCCUGGCCCCCCUGGUUGAGCAGCAGACGCAGAGCCCAGCCUGGGGGACGUUUGCCCAGCGGGUCAUGGACCAGCCGGGGGGUCCCAACCCAAGGCAGGGCAAGAAGUCAGACCAGGCCCAUCCCCCCAUACACCCCACCAAGUAUACCAACACACUGCAGGGCAACGAGGCACGUCUCUACGAGUUCAUUGUCCGCCACUUCCUGGCUUGUGUAUCCCAGGAUGCUUUGGGGCAGGAGACUGUGGUUGACAUAGAUAUCGCCCAGGAGAAGUUCUCUGCCUCGGGGCUCAUGAUCAUUGCCAGGAACUACUUGGACGUUUACCCCUAUGACAGGUGGAGCACCAAGGUGAUUCCAGUAUAUGAGCAGGGUUCCCAGUUCCAGCCGUCGGCUAUAGAGAUGGUGGAUGGGCAGACGAGUCCUCCUCAGCUGCUCACUGAAGCCGACCUCAUAUCCCUGAUGGAGAAACAUGGCAUAGGCACCGAUGCAACCCAUGCAGAGCACAUUGAAACCAUUAAAAGUCGCAUGUAUGUGGGCUUGACUGCUGACCAGAGGUUCCUCCCUGGAGAGCUGGGCAUGGGACUGGUGGAGGGGUAUAACUCCAUGGGCUAUGAGAUGUCCAAGCCGAACCUGCGCGCUGAGCUGGAGGCAGAUCUCAAACUUGUAUCAGAGGGCAGGAAGGACAAACGGAGUGUCCUUCAGCACCACAUCCUGAAAUAUAAGGCCGUCUUCAUUGAGUCUGCCAGAAAGGCCAAAAAGUUAGAUGAAGCUCUGUCCCCAUACCUGGGUGCGGCUCAGGAGUUCACCGAACAGGAGCAGCAGGACAUGGAGAUCCCGCUCCCUGUCAGGAAGUGCCCACACUGCAGGAGGGACAUGGUGCUGAAGAAAAGGAGGGAGGGCAACGGUAAGUUCCUGUCCUGUAUGGGCUACCCAGCCUGUAAGACUGCAGUCUGGUUCCCCGACACCGUGCUGGAGGUCAGCAGGGACGAGAGCGUCUGUUCCACUUGUCAGCCUCACCCGGUUCACAUGUUAAAGUUCAAGUUCCGCAGGGGUAGCCUCCCUCCGAUGAUGCCGUUGGAGUUUGUUGGUUGCAUUGGCGGAUGUGAUGAGACUCUGAGGGAGGUGCUUGAUCUGAAAUACCUUCAAACAGGAGGAAGUGGAGGAGGAGAUCCUCGCCCACCAGUCCCCAGGCCUCCUAGAGCAGAGCCACCCCGAGCCCCUAGGGCAAAUCCUCGUCCUUCCGUUCCACCUCCUGGGCCCUCUUGGGUUCCCCAGCCACGGGCCCCGUUGGCCAGUGGUGGUGCCAGUAGUGCAGACCCCAGCAGUGACGUCGUUGUGUGCAACUGCGGCCAGGAUGCGCUUCUCCUUACCGUGCGCAAGGACGGCCCCAACCAAGGACGCCAGUUCUACAAAUGCAGCGGUGGAAACUGUAAUUUCUUCCUGUGGGCAGAUGAGCCAAUCCAGCAGGGGGUGCCACAAGGCAGAGCUCCUCCACUGCCAGCACUGAGGACCUCCCACCCCCCCAGGCCCUCUGUGGGCUUUGGGAACAUCCCUGGAGGUGACAGAGGGCCGGGAGGGGCGGCAGGAGGACAGUCGGGACAGAUAAUGUGUAACUGCAAUGAGGCAGCAGUGACACGCACGGUGCAGAAGGACGGGCCAAACAAAGGCCGCAUGUUCCACACCUGCGGGAAACUGAGGGACCAGCAGUGUGGAUUCUUCCAGUGGGCUGAUGAGAAUGUGCCUCCACCAGGUUCAGGCGGUCUCGGCGGUGGGUUCAGCGGUGGCAGAGACGGAGGGAAGCAGGGGAGGAAGAACACAGGAGGUCCCACACUUAACAAACCUCCCGCUGCUAAAAAAGCACGCACCUGCGGCAUCUGCCACAUGCCGGGACACACCCGAGUCACCUGUCCACAGAGAUGACCGCCACAGAGGACAGGCGCACUCUCCCUGUCACAUUUAAAGUGGAUCUUUGGAGGUGUUUUGUUUAUCGCUGCCUGGCCCUGACAACAAUCGCCGACCACUUCCAGACCAUAGUAAUCAAAAACAGCCUAAUAGCUUGCAAAUGUGUGACUUAAGUUGAGUACCUCGCUACAAAGUAGAGAUCUGUGGGUGAAUUUUACAAGGAAAACUCCACCCCAUGCGGUGCCAAUCUGUUUUAUUGUAAACUGACAUUUUUUAACCAGUUCCAGCAGGAUCAACUCAUGCAAGUAUUUUGGCUCGAAACAAAGUCACAACUUGUAUUUCUCAGAUGUGCAACACGUUGACAACUUUAGUAUAUAAAAAAUAAUAAGAUCCCUAAGCAUUUUUUGUUCUGGGUGUAUCAUAAGAACCAGGAUUGAUUUCUCAGGUCUCCUAGCUCGGUCGAAAUGUCUCUUUUUCUGGGCGCCAGCAGGAGAGUCAGGGUCCGUUUUGGGCUGGUUGGACUCACUAGAGCUGUCAGAUGCUUGUGAGACAGAUCCUUGCAUCCUUGAAGCCUUAAAGCUUACAACAGCUGUGAAAUAACGUGCAUGUGCAGUGUAUGUCUACUUGACACCGGCUGAACGCUGAUAGCCUCAACGCUGCUGGAGAGAGAGCGCUCGGAUGGAAGAUGACACAGCGUAGACGUGCACAUGGAGGUGGAGCUCGACCACUCUCGCAGCUCGGAGAUGUUCUCAAGUUCAGUAUCCUGAGGGUGUUUGACAGGCAGCGGGAACAUCACUCAGCUGGCCUUGGAUCCAGCUCAUCUCGCAACUAUUGUGCUUCUCUCUGCUCACAAUCUUGACAACAUGAGCCCACCAGGAGAAAAGCUGUGUUGAGACAGAGAGAAAUAAAUAAAUGUGUAUUUUAAAAAAAGGAAAAAUAUAUGCAUAUGAAGGAGAAUAUGCUGAUAUAUGCUAAUGGGUUGCAGCACCCUCACCAUUUCUAGCAUUUUACACUGGUGAGCUGUCUUGCUGUUGAAUAAACAGCGAAAAUUUUAUUAUUAUUGUGUAUUGAUCUGCAAAUAUGUGAAUUGUUUUGUUUUACUGAAAUUUCAAGUUCAAUAUUGUUAAAUAAAUCUAAAUCUAACGGGUCA